CUCUGCUUUCAGUGUUGUACAAUUUUAAAACGAGUUGGAAGUAUUGCCGAAGGAACCGAGUGAAUUUUUGUAAAUUGUAAAAAAUUACUAUUUCCUACCACAAGCAUCAUGUCGCUAUCCUUGGUCCUGCGUGGCGCCGUCCGCUGUAAUGCCGCAAAUCUCGUUAAGUCAGCGCGCAUUACUCCACUGAAGGCCUACUCCACAAUUGUGGCCAAUGCCCAACGUCAGACUCUCAAGCCUCUGGCUCUGACCAAGAUAGUUGCGCCCGUAGUUCGUGAGAUCUCUGUGAGUGCACCACGCAUGGCUUCGGCUGGGUCCAGCCACACCGCCUUGUGGACACUGGAACGCCUAGUGUCGGCUGGUCUGCUGGCAAUUAUCCCAGCGGCCUUCAUUGCUCCAUCCCAGAUACUGGAUGCACUGCUUGCCAUUUCUGUGGUCAUUCACGCUCAUUGGGGCGUUGAGGCCAUGGUUGUCGACUACAUGCGUCCAGCUGUGGUGGGAAAUAUUCUGCCAAAGGUGGCACACAUUGCGCUCAUCGUCAUCUCGGUGGCCACUCUGGGAGGUCUCUUCUACUAUAUCCAAAACGAUGUGGGUCUAGCCAACGGCAUUAAGCGCUUCUGGGCCAUCAAGGGCAAGGAUGCUGAGGAGAAGCAGCAGUCCUAAGUCCGAAGUAUUCAACAAAGUUUAUAAACUGCAACACGCAAAA
Messenger RNA from Drosophila subobscura, 706 nucleotides. RefSeq names its product succinate dehydrogenase [ubiquinone] cytochrome b small subunit, mitochondrial (gene SdhD). Gene Ontology annotation, biological process: mitochondrial electron transport, succinate to ubiquinone; tricarboxylic acid cycle. The transcript is spliced from 4 exons. NCBI's taxonomy places the organism in Eukaryota, Metazoa, Arthropoda, Insecta, Diptera, Drosophilidae. Bases 109 to 663 code for a protein of 184 amino acids. Gene Ontology annotation, cellular component: membrane; mitochondrial envelope. Gene Ontology annotation, molecular function: ubiquinone binding; heme binding. The record is from RefSeq and is a predicted model, not a curated record.